This is a messenger RNA of Rhopilema esculentum, 6432 nucleotides long. The record is from RefSeq and is a predicted model, not a curated record. Lineage: Eukaryota; Metazoa; Cnidaria; Scyphozoa; Rhizostomeae; Rhizostomatidae.
UGCAGACCCCACUUCAAAACGCCCCAAGAAUCUAUUUUUAGACUGGGGUACCUGUACCCAGUCCUUUUUGCCUUCCUCCGUAUCUUUUAAACUAUGCACGUUAUAAACCCGAUAUUUAGUUUCCUGGCGUAAUUUGACAUGCUGAUUAAGAUGAGAUGCAGACCCUACUUCAAGAAUGCCCCCAAAACUAUUUUUAGACUGGGGUACCUGUACCCAGUCCUUUUUGGCCUCUCUCCAUAUCUUUUAAACUAUACAAGAUAUAAAUAUGAAAUUUAGUUUUCUGGCGUAAGUUUAAAUGCUGAUUAAGAUGGGAUGCAGACCCCAUUUGAAAAACCCUCAAAAGUUAUUUUUAGACUAGGGUACCUGUACCCAGUCCCCCAUUAGGUUACCAAGUUACAAUACGAGAAAGGAUUUCGUCUUGGCUUUACUCUACAUCUCUUCAAUCCUACAAGAAAUAAACGAGAAAGGUUCGUUUUAACACAUAAAAUUAAAUACUGAAUACAACAUAAAAUCUCAAUUUCUGUAUGGUUUUAGUUCUGUUUCAUGAUCCGGACCUGCGCAGGUGCUUGGGUCCACCCAAAGCAAGUUUCUGGAUUCUAGUUUCUCAUUAUAUUCAAAAGUCAGCGAGUCAAGAUAAAGGAGAGGGUUUACUAAAUAUUGGCUGAAUUAUCAUUUUUGCAUUGCACAACUGUUGGUAAGCUGGUAACAGUUUCCGUCAAUGACCAGUUGUACACAAUGGCUCCUUAACUCAUGCUGAAAGCAGAUGCUCCCAACACGAUAUAAAUACUCGAAUGUUUUCAAAUACUCUUUGAAAAAGUGCUAUUUGUGUCCCAUUGUUUGAUCUUUGUCGAUUUUUUUGGGUCCUUUCUCGGUGGGCCUGGUGAUACGCAUCAAAAAUAAAUGUUCUAACCUUAUUUGACCAUAAUACGGCGUUUAACGUGAUUCCAAAUUUUACACUUUUGAAUUCUGUUCAUGUAAAACAUUUAAUUAGGAAGCCAACAAAUAACUCUGCAUUUUGCGUGUACAAGUCAUCGUACCCACUCAGCUUUGCUGUUUCAUUCGCUGAUUCAAAACACGUGUAACGAAGAAAGAGGUUUUUGGCGAGAAGGUGGAAACAGAGGUACUGCUGACUUAAACAAAGUAUGUCUUUAAUGUAUGCAUUAUUAUAUUUUUUCUAUCAAAAUUCUUUUCUAAGCACGACGAAUGCAUUUAUAUUUUUAAUGUACGUGACAUCUUCAUAAAUUUAUUUUGCUGUUUUAGGAUGAAGUAGCAUGAUGUCAAAGCGAAGGUUUGAGUUGGUGAAAGCUUCCACUUCUUUUGCCCAACGAGAAAUAGAUUGGGAUCUGUGUUUGAUUUGUCAGCUCAGCACUGAAGAAAAACUGCUAUGCCCUUUUAACAACAAGAAAAAAGACAAAGAUGCUGGCUAUAUAACUUUAGCUGGAGAUCUUCGAAAGUUAUCAGAGGCACUUCUAUUACCAAAUGGCCUCAAAAUAGAAAGGCUUCAAGCAACAUGCCAGUCCCUUGAAGAGUCGUUUAUUUCACAUGCUGCUAAGUUUCAUAAAUCAUGUAGAAAUAGUUGUGACAAGUAUCACUUCGAAAGAGCAGUAAAGAGAAGACAGCUUUCUGAAACUGAAAAGGACAAUAUAAACUCAUCCAGAGGAACAAGAUCAUUAUACCAAAGCGCUAACUUUUUGGAAUCAACGUGCUUCUUUUGUGAUGAAGUUGACAAGGAUAAGAAUCUCAGAACUGCUAGCACAUUGGGGCUAGAUCAGCGAAUACGUGCUGCUGCGACUCAGCUUCGUGAUGAAAAACUACUAGCAAAGCUAAGUCAAGGGGAUAUAGUUGCACUCGAGUCGAAAUACCACAGUAAAUGCCUGGUAAGGUUUUAUAACAGAUUGAGAGAAUUUAAGAAUAGCGAGAGCGAAACUGACAAGUCAAAGGCGUUAGUUUUCGGUAUAGCAUUAUCCGAGAUCGUUCAUUACAUAAUUCAAUGUAAAGAACUACCAGGAAGAUCGCCAGUAUUCAAGCUAAGUGACAUCAAAAGCCGCUAUAUUCAGACGAUUGUACAUUAUGGCGGUGAUCCAGAGAGUGUUCAUAGCACUAGACUUAAGGAGAAGCUCGUGAAUCACAUUCCAGGACUUCAAGCUUUAAAAAAAGGCAGAGAUGUUUUGUUAACCUUUGAAGAAAAUAGUGGCGAAGCUCUUUUUGAUGCUUGCUCAAAGGACUUAGAAAAUGAUGGCAUGGUUCUUGCUAAGGCAGCAGAUAUAGUAAGGAAAGAUAUUUUCUCCAGCUUUCCAGAAUUUGAAGGAAGUUUUGAUGCAGAUUAUGUGAAAUCGUCGGUACCAUCUAGUCUAGUGUACCUUGUUCGAAUGUUGCUUGAAGGGACAAACUGUCCUGCAGAUAAUGAAACGGUAGAAGACGCAGAUAUCUUCGCUCAGGAUAUUGCUCAGCUAAUACGAUACAACGCAACAAAACAGAAACGCGAUGGAGGAAACAGAAGGCACAAAUUGGAGCGUGAAACCCCGCUGCCAGUGUAUGUUGGCUUAAUGCUGCAUUCAAAAACUCGAAAAGCUGGUGUUAUUGAUAAGCUAGCUAGUUUUGGCUUGAGUAUUUCCUCUGACAGGAUAGAAAACAUUCAGACAUCGAUAACAGAAGUACUAUGCGAUAGAUACAAGAGGCAUGAUUUAGUGUGCCCACCUUGCUUGCAACAUGGCUUUUUUACCACAGCAGCGAUAGAUAAUAUUGACCAUAAUGCGACAUCAGCAACUGCAAGACGGCAUUUCCACGGUACCGGGAUCUCACUUUUCCAGCAUCCAGAUGAAGCAGCUCAGUGCAAACUUUCUCAGUAUAACCUUGAAAGUAGAGGUCGUCAUUCACAAAAUGCUGAACUGCCAGAGUACUACACUGACAUAUCUCCAGUAGCCGAGGUGAAACAAAGCUGUCCAGUAGCCCUAAUCAAUUCGACUGUAGGAAAUGUAUCGCACAUGCCGAUCAAAGAAAGUAAUAGUUGGCUUCAGAGAAUUGAAUUGCUUUCAAAAGAAGAGCAGUCAUUAGAUUUUUCAGCGAAAGUUUCCUGGUCAGCAUUCAAUGAAGAGACCACAAAUGCGAAGCCACGUCCAAAAUGCUUGUCAGCACUAAUGCCUCUGAUCGAUGAAAAUAUCAAUUCUUUUGCUAUGGUUAAGCAUACCAUGAAGAUAAUAAGGAAGGCAGUCGAUCAUCUCAACCCUGGCCAGAAACCAGUGAUAACUGCAGAUCAACCUGUCUAUGCACUUGGGAAACAGAUCCAAUGGCAGUUUCCAGAGUUAUUUGGCGAGGACAAGUUUAUAUUCAUGAUGGGAGGCCUACAUAUAGAGAUGGCAACACUUAACAUGAUUGGAGACUGGCUUGAAGGAAGUGAGUGGAGUGAGCUACUUGUAUCGGCACAGAUACACACGUCUGGUACUGCAGAUGCUCUCUUAUCAGCGGGACAUGUAAAAAAGUCAAGGUAUGCUCAUCAAGUGUCGUUAGCAGCCCUGCAUAUUCUUUUGAAAAAGGCAUUCAAUAAGGAAAUCGAAGAAAGAAUCGACCUCGAUUAUGACAAAUGGGUUAUGUACAAAAGAGAUCAGUCAGUGCAUUUUGAGUAUUGGUAUACAGUCCUCUAUCUACAAAGCUUGCUUUUACUGCUAGUCAAAAGUAUUCGGAUUGCUAAUUUUGACAUGUUCGUUGAUGCACUAGAGCAAGUCACACCUUGGAUGUUUGCUUUGGACCAUGUCCACUAUUCCCGUUGGCUUCCAGUUUUUAUCCAGAGCUUGAAAGACCUACCCUUUAGACACCCAGAAGUGCACAAGCAAUUCUUGAAAGGAAAAUUCACCGUACAAAAAUCAAAGAGAAAAUUCUCUUGCAUCGCAGAUGACCACGCCCACGAGCAAAACAAUAAAUUGAUAAAAGAUGAUGGCGGUGCAAUUGGUAUAUUGAAUAGCCCUAAGGCUCUUAUGAGGUGGAUGGUUGCAGGACCAGAAGUCGCUAGAAUGAUCUCAGAAUAUAAUGAGUCAGCUGAGAAUAAUUCAGAGUUUAAAAGUCAUCACGAAAAUACGGCAGCCUUUGAAAAGAGAUUUAGAAAGGAUGUUGUAGCCCUAGCAGAAGCAUUUGAACGAGAAGGCAACCCCUUUGAUGAAGAAAAUGAUAUACUUAUGAUGGUUAUCAGUAAGACAGUAAUGAAUGAAACGUCGAUUCAGUCAGUCCGGGAUGCAAAAAAGAAAGGUGAAAACCAGUACAAAGAUUUCGUAAAAGAGAGAAUAAUAAAAACAGAGAAAUCCAUACAUGACGUAAUAAAGAGAAACAAGCUGCCUCUUUUCAGACAAAAGAACUCAGUUGUUACUAGUAACAGCAAGCUACAAGUCACGUCACUUAAGCAGGACUGUAGUCUCUAUGCUUCCCUUUAUGUCGCAUGUCAGACGAGAGAAUGUGAUCUUGAUGAGUUCUUUUCACACGAGAACCAUUCGUAUCCACCUUCGUUGUCACAAUAUGGCAGAGUACGUCAAACAGCAAAAUCAGACUGCAUCAAAAUUUUUUCAAAAUACGCAGAGGUUCGGUACCAGGAGCCUGACAUAACUGCCCUUGUUAUCGAUGGAGCUGCAUUAGUGCAAAUGUUACCUCCCAGAGAAUCAACUACUUUUGGGGAUUAUUGCAGACAUGAAUUCUUUUCAAAAUUGCAUUCUAAAAUAAACCAAAGCUCAUUAGAACGCAUUGACGUGGUCUUCGACGUCUACAGAGAGAAAAGCAUCAAGGCACUUACCAGAGAAAAGAGGGGAACGGGAGCAAGGAUACGCGUCUCAGACAAAACACCCAUCACUCGUAAAUGGCAAAACUUCCUGCGAGUAAACGAGAACAAAUUAGAGUUGUUCCGACUUAUUGCCGGUAUAUGCUCGGCAGAAGCUGCACUGUAUAACUUACAGCUUGUCUUUGCAAACGACGAUGAUGCUACUAUAAACUGUAAAGAUGUUAACAAGGAGCAGCUUUCCCCGUGUAAUCACGAAGAAGCUGACACUAGAAUGUUUGUCCACUUGAAGAGCAUGUCCAGUUCCGGACAUGAAAGAGUCGCCAUCAAAACAGUGGACACUGAUGUUGUUAUAAUAGCUAUUGCAUUGUUCCGGCAGCUCAGUUUAGUACAUCUUUGGAUCGAGUUUGGGACAGGAAAAGACAGAAGGUGGUUACCCAUCCACGAUUACGCAAAUGCGCUAGAAGAAAGAGUUUGUUCUGGCCUCUUAUUUUGGUACGCUUUUACUGGUUGCGACACAGCUUCUUCAUUUUGUGGAAGAGGCAAACUCACUGCCUGGGACGUUUGGAAGGCUUUUCCUGAGGUAACAGAAACUUUCGUUUCUCUUUCAAAUGCUCCUGAUACAGUUACCAAUGAACAUAUGUCGUUGCUUCAGAGGUACGUGGUUUUGCUGUACGAUCGGUCUUCUCAGUGUCUUGCAGUGAAUGAAGCAAGGAGGUUUCUCUUUACAAAGAAAUCGAGGACAGUUGAAGGCAUACCACCAACUGAGGAUGCUUUGCAUCAGCAUGCACUUCGGUCAGCUUUUCAAGGAGGCCAUGUCUGGAGACAGUCCUUACAAUGUAUCCAAAACCUACCAGAUAUAACUGCAUGGGGAUGGAAAGAAGUGAAUGGCUCCAUUUUGCCAGUAUGGAUGAUAACCCCAGAGGCCUCAAAGUCCUUGAAAGAACUGAAGCAUUGUGCGUGCAAAAAGAACUGCCGUGGAAAAUGUAUGUGUCGAAAAUAUGACAUCCCUUGCUCCCCGUUAUGCAGUUGUGAUGGUCAGUGUUCAGAGAACUAAACGAACAGUUUACUGUAAAAGGUAUCCCCAUCAUAAAUCUACGGUAUAUGCUGAAAAUAGUUUAAGAGUUGCAGAGUUUGACCUGUGGUAGGUUAGGAAUAAUCCUAAUACAGGACAAUUACUUUCUUUAUGUUUUUACCGUAUAGAACGAGUCCAGGCCUGAGAACCGUUCAGGUUUGUUAUAAGAUAUUUUGUUUUAAACGUCCAAUUACUCCCGUUUUACAACUUGCAUGUUUCCACAUUUAAGAAUAGGAUCCAAUGGAAGACUGGGUAAAAAUACCCCAGUCUAAGGAAAUAUUUUUUGGGGGUUUUCAAUAUUUUAUCGCAUCUCAUCUUAUUCAGCAUGUCAAAUCACGUCAGAAAACUGAGUUUCAGGUUAAUGACUUGCAUAGUUUAAAAGAUAUGGAGGAAGACCAAAAAAGGACUGGGUACAGGUACCCCAGUCUAAAAAUAGCUUUUGGGGGCAUUUUUGAAGUGGGCUCUUAAUUUCAACUUAUUUAGCAUGUGAAAGUACUUCAGAAAACUAAAUUUCGAGUUUAUGACCUGCAUUGUUUAAAAGAUAUGGAGAGAGGCCAAAAAAGGACUGGGUACAGGUACCCCAGUCUAAAAAUAGUUUUGG